CAUUUCUCCUCCUCCCCGCAGAUCUUCAUGUUCCAGCUGCUCCGCGGCCUGGCUUAUUGCCACGGCAGGAAAAUCCUGCACCGAGACCUCAAACCCCAGAACCUGCUCAUCAACGAGCGGGGCGAGCUCAAGCUGGCUGAUUUUGGGUUAGCCAGGGCCAAGUCUGUCCCCACAAAAACCUACUCCAACGAGGUGGUGACGCUGUGGUACCGGCCCCCCGAUGUCCUGCUGGGCUCCACCGAGUACUCCACGCCCAUCGACAUGUGGGGUGUCGGCUGCAUCCACUACGAGAUGGUGACGGGCCGGCCGAUGUUCCCGGGCUCCACGGUGAAGGAGGAGCUGCACCUCAUCUUCCGCCUGCUGGGAACCCCCACAGAGGACACCUGGCCUGGGAUAACGUCCAACGAGGAGUUCAAGGCUUACAACUUCAGCCAGUACCGAGCCCAGCCCCUGAUCAAUCACGCCCCAAGGCUGGACUCGGAAGGCGUCGACCUGCUGACAAAUCUGCUGCUGUACAGAGCCAAGGGCCGGAUCUCAGCCGAGGCCGCCCUGCAGCACCCCUACUUCAGGAGCCUGGGCGAGCGCGUGCACCUCCUGCCUGACACCGCCUCCAUCUUCUCCCUGAAGGAGAUCCAGCUGCAGAAGGACCCCGGGCACCGCGGCUCGGCCUUCCAGCACUCGGCCCGCGGCAAGAACAGGAGGCAGAGCAUCUUCUGAACGGGGAUUUGGCUGCCGUGGAGACGGAAACGCCGGGAAAGGAGCGGCUCCCACCCUGCCCUGGGCUCCAGCAGGACCCCAAACCCCCGGGAGCAGCUCCCAAAACCCCAAAACCCCCGGGAGCAGCUCCCAGACCCCCAAAACCCCCGGGAGCAGCUCCCAAAUCCUCAGGAGCAGCUCCCAAAACCCC
Molecule: messenger RNA, 907 nt
Organism: Melospiza melodia melodia
Lineage: Eukaryota; Metazoa; Chordata; Aves; Passeriformes; Passerellidae
Product: cyclin-dependent kinase 18-like
Exons: 8
Coding region: 28-717 (229 amino acids)
Biological process (GO): protein phosphorylation
Cellular component (GO): cytoplasm; nucleus
Molecular function (GO): ATP binding; cyclin-dependent protein serine/threonine kinase activity
Source: RefSeq, a predicted model, not a curated record